UGUAUGGAAUGAACUUUAAAUUAAAUAUUUUUUAAUUUCCCUAGAAAGAAGAGAUAAGAAGAGGUAUCGAGUGGAGGCCAUAACACCGCCGGCCCUCGAUAUCAAUAAUUAUCAGCUGGUGAAAAAGCUGGGUGAAGGCUCUUUUGGCAAGGUGAUGCUGGCUUCUUAUGCCAUCAAGAAGCAACACGUUGCCUUGAAGAUUAUAGAGAAGGAAAAGGAGAUGAGCCACAAAGAAAUCAAGACGGAGGCUGCGAUACUGCGGUUAGGAAGGCUGUGUCCGUUUCUUAUACGGGCAUAUGCAACCUUCCAAACUGAGUCACUCGUAUUAUAUGUGAUGGAGUAUGCCAGAGGCGGAACGCUGCACCAGCUUAUCAAGCAAAAGGGAUACUUCAGAAGCCAUGAAGUGCGGUUUUAUUCAGCAGAAAUAGUAGUUGGAUUACAGUUCCUGCAAGAGUAUGGGGUUGUUCAUCGGGACCUUGAACCAGAAAACAUCUUGCUGAAUAAAGAGGGCCACGUGAAGAUCGCCGAUUUUGGCCUAGCCUGUGUCCAUGAGUUCAAAGGCUCAAAGGCCUACAAUGGUAUUAGUGGAGCAUCAGGAUAUAUGGCCCCUGAGGUAUGAAACUUUGUUUACAGGGAUACUGGUAUGUCAUGGCACUGUGUUUUAUUAGAAUAUAAUUACUC
Molecule: messenger RNA, 681 nt
Organism: Xenopus tropicalis (tropical clawed frog)
Lineage: Eukaryota; Metazoa; Chordata; Amphibia; Anura; Pipidae
Product: putative protein kinase C delta type homolog
Exons: 5
Coding region: 155-619 (154 amino acids)
Molecular function (GO): ATP binding
Source: RefSeq, a predicted model, not a curated record